Molecule: messenger RNA, 2112 nt
Organism: Rhizoctonia solani
Lineage: Eukaryota; Fungi; Basidiomycota; Agaricomycetes; Cantharellales; Ceratobasidiaceae
Product: Retrotransposon-derived protein PEG10
Exons: 4
Coding region: 1-2112 (703 amino acids)
Molecular function (GO): nucleic acid binding
Source: RefSeq, a predicted model, not a curated record
AUGCCUAAAGCUUUGCCUCCCUCUGAUGUCCAGAAUGCUGUUGAUAAGCUCCAUAAAGGCCUUCACUUCUCAGAAAUUCACUCCCAAACUGGUGUCAGUACUGGAAUGAUUAGCAGGAUAAGGACAAUGCACUGUCCUGAGCUCCCCAAGCAACCUGGUGGCUGCCCUUCUAAGCUCUCACCAACCAAUAUUCACCAUGCCACCCACUUGUUGACUGGCCCUGCCCCCACAACCCCAUGCUUAGUUGUUCAAGAGCUCUCUGGCACAAAUGGGGUCCCUGUCUCAAGCCUUAUUGUGCAUUGGGCAGUGUGGAAAGCUGAUGUGGUGCCUUUUGUCAAGCCCAAAAAGCCAGCUAUGACAAAGGAACAUAUCAAGGCAUGCUAUGAAUUUGCUAUGGCACACCAGCACUGGACAAUUGAUGACUGGAAGAGGUUCCAAUGGGUAGGCCAGGCAUCUCAGCCCCACCAGAUCAUCAAAACCCAUAAGCAUGGAGGAGGCCAUAUCAUCAAUGGGCAUGCAUGGGAUGGGUCUCUCACCAAGGAACUCUAUGUGGAGAUCCUGGAAGAUGAACUCAAGCAAACUCUGGAGUACUAUGGGUUAGACAUGGAGAAGGUCAUAUUUAUGCAAGACAAUGCAAGCUCCCACAAGGCCCAUAUUUUACAAGACUGGUUCCAAGGGAAUGGCUUAGAGGUCUUUGAGUGGCCUGCUAACUCCCCAGACCUCAAUCCAAUUGAAAGCCUUUGGGAUCAAAUCAAGAGGGAACUUUAUAGCUAUGAAACCCCUGCAAGUGGGAUGUUGGAAUUAUGGGAGAGGCCAGAACCCCUCAUUCUGCCAGCCUCCCCUGUCAAACUUGGCAAAGUCUCCCUUGAAUGGGUUAUCAGACUCCUCUGGGGACUCCAAGGACAAGUUGACUGCCUUGAGCAGGCCAUCUUGGAACAAGCUGAAAUUAGCCAAGAGGUUUGCACCAACAUCAAGAACAUCUUGCAAGCUGUUGAUACUGUCAAGGAUGGGCUUGCCCAAAUCACCCAGGGUUCCCAUACCCCUGAAGAACAAAAACCCCCCAUGGUUGAGGAAACUCCCUGGGCUGCACCCAAAGCCAAGCUUCUUGGCAAGGCUAGCAUCUCCCUUGGGGGCCCAGCCCCUAUUUUCUCCACAGGGGCCUCCUGGUGCAACCACCUCACCUUAUUCAACCCAUAUCCCUCCUCCUCCUUCCCUUUGGGACCAGCUCCAGCAGCCCCCCAAGGACCUCCACCAGCACCUAUUGUCACCCCAGUGCCACCUCCAGCCCCCUCUACUGUAAAGGUAGAUCACCCUGAUGCCUUCAAAGGCAAAAUUGGCUUAGAGGCCAAACAAUGGCUAACAUGCAUGUUGGCCUGGGUACACCACAGUCAAAGGCAAUACCCAAUGGACCUGGAGGUCCUAAGUUUUCUCCUGAUGAACAUGACAGAGGCUGGGCCCAUGUGGGCCCAUCCCCACCUGGACCAACUAGGGUCCCAUCAAGCACUCAUCCAAACUGUAGAUGAGUUCAAAACCAAGUUCCUGGCCGCCUUUGGCAACCCUGACACAACCAGAGCAGCAGAGCAGAAGAUCACUUCCCUCACCCAAACUGGCACAUGUGCCAAAUAUAUCACCAAGUUCUGCAUGCUGCAAAUGGAGCUCAAUUGGAACAGUGCCACACUCCACAGUCAAUUUGCUUGUGGACUUCACUGGGAGGUCCAAAAACAAAUUGACACAAGGGAGAGGCAACCAUGUACCCUGAGGGAGCUGCAAGAUGCUGCCCUCAUCAUUGACAAUGCCCUCUGCAAGGAGUGUGCCAGCCACCUGCAACAGGGUAAUAAGUCUGGCAAGCCUUCUUCUACCCCCACACAGGGGGCAAGUACUGGCCAACAGGCCACCAAAACCAGUCCCCUCUCCUCCAAUCCCAACUAUGUGUUGGAGGAAGAAUGUAACUGCUGCUGUGCAGAAGGUCUUUUUGUCAAAUGUGGCAAGGCAGGUCACAAGUUUGCUGAAUGCAGGACCAGAUGGAGAGCUACCCCUAAGGAGGAUAAGGGGAAAGCUAAGGAAACUGCCAAGAUUGGCAAAGACUUGGAGUACCAAUUGGGAAAAGAUUAA